GCCGUUAACAAUGUUGUACUCUCUCCUCCAUUCUUUCGACAACUUGAACUGCAAUGUGCAGCUCGUUGCAUGUGUAAGAAUACCCUAAAAUUCUUGUGAAUAGACGCCUGUCCCUCUACCAUACUAUCUCCAAAAAUGCGCGUCAUAGGUCUCACCGGCUCAAUCGCGACAGGCAAAUCGACCUGUUCCGCAACGCUCUCGUCUCCACCGUAUUCACUACCCUUGAUCGAUGCGGACCUCCUGGCGCGCAAGGCAGUCGAACCCGGAACCUGGGGCUACCGACGCAUCGUGGCUACUUUUGGGCCGACGACACCGGACCUCCUCCUGCCAGCAUCUGAUCCGCAAUGCGGCGGGUUAGAGAACGGGCCCAACGGCAAAGGGAGACCACUCAACCGCCCCGCGCUAGGGAGACGAGUAUUUGGAAACAGCGAAGAAAGAGUCAAAGACCGGAAGAAACUCAAUGCAAUUGUCCACCCGGCGGUGCGGUUCUACAUCGCUCGUGCCAUGUUAUAUUACUACGCCCUGGGCUAUUGGGCGGUGGUGGUGGACGUGCCUCUGCUAUUUGAGUCUGGGCUCGACAUAUUCUGCAGCACGGUCAUUGUCGUCGCGGUUUCAGACCCCAAGAUCCAAUUGCAGCGGUUGCUGGAGCGGGAUCCGCAUCUGUCGCCGGAAGAUGCCGAAAACCGCGUCAAGAGUCAAGUCGACGUGCGUGAAAAGGCCGCAAGGUGCGAGCGGAGGAAUAAUGGAAACAAGGCUGCCGGCCGAGGGUAUGUCAUUUACAAUGAUGGCGGCAAGGAGGACUUGAAACUCCAGAUCGCCAAUGUCGUGCGAGAUAUCCGGUCCAAAAGUCCCAGGUGGUGGACUUGGGCUUUGUGGCUGUGUCCGCCGUUCAUGGCUGCCGUGGCCUCCUGGGAAGUCCUGCGCAAUUGGUACCUCAGGAAGCAGACUAUCAAGGAGAGAGGCGAGGAACUUGCCAAAACGAGAAUGUGAUACGAUACAGCAUGAACGAGGCGAUCGAAGCAGGUACUACUGGUAUUGAUAUCCGGCAGACCAUCAAUCGCCAUGCCUGUACCACGCUUGUCAGCCGAAUGGAAUUGCCAAAAGGAUUUCGAUGCUUUGCCUAUCCCUCAUGAUGUAAAAGGUCAGCGACGGGUGCGGGUCUGAACAGAACUCGAAAAUAUGAGAGACGGACUGAUGAGUGCCGUCACAACAACCGAGCGAUCAAUUUCGGCUGGCGAGUCGUCUUGCGGGCACUGACUCUACCCUAUACGCUCCCAGAUGCGCCAACUACAUGAGAUUCUGUGAGAUCCAACAUACUAAUAUGCCGUAAACCCGAUAAGACGACCAGUGUCCGCACUUCAGAAUCCAUCCCUCACAGCAUCACCCGGAAAACAGAAAUCGAACGCAUCACAUUUGCGGGCUCCAAAUGAGCCAGUCCACACCUCCUAACUAUACAACCGAACGUUCGGACGGCGCCUACCGGCCGGGGCCAGAGCGCAAAGUCAACCCUUUCUGUGGGAAAUUUUGCAGCCCUCGAGCGUUUUACCAUUCUGUUCUGCGAGCCCAGGGUCGCCUUGUUCUGCACCAAAGCACCCCUUAUCUGAGUCCCCGGAGGCCUUGAUGGAAGAACACCCGCCUGGAAUGGGACUCAAUGAGCAUUAAGACGCCGUUAUCCCCUCACGGCCAUCCGCUACACACAGCCACUGCACCUGGCGCUGAGAUAUCUGGAUAGGAGGACAGGUACCUGGUAGUCAAGCCUCAAGGGUGGAUACGGGUUCAGUCGGCUUUGGCCACAUGCUCUUGAUGAAGGUUAGGAGGAGACGCAUCACUGGCACCGAUCGAAUGGGACCGGACUAUUAUAGGUAGAAAGGAAUUCCCGCUUGGCCAUCAUGCUUAUAUACAACGUUUAGACACGGCCACUGAAUAGGCGGUCGGUCGUCUCUACCUGAUAGAACAGCUGUACGGUACAGGGCCAAAUGACCAGAGACGCGGGACUGUCCGCGACCUAGUAAACCAACCUAUAUCUUCCAACUCCAUGCGCCUUUUUUUUCAUAAACAGCGCCAAACACCUCAUCUCUCACCUCUCAUCUCUCCUGGGGGUAUCACAUCGAUCACUACUAUUCUACACACUUCACACAAUGGAUGCUCACUACUAUAGAAAGGGCCACACCAAACAACAAAGAUAACAACAACGCCAUCCGUCUCUAUGAUAUAUUCAUGCCGACGUGUCGAAUUCCGGGUUAACCCAAGAAGGAGUACCGGUCAUAUGGCGCAGAGUCGGGCCAAACUUGUGCAAGAAGGCAAAGAUGGGCAUUGCGCCGAAGAAGACGAUGAUGCCCUGGGCGGCAAAACACCAGGUCCAGCCUGAAUCUGCUUGCCAUGGGGCGAUGAAGAACUGUUGGACACGUUUAUUGUCAGCCAGUGCCAGGCAACGAGGAAGAUGCGUUGUUCUUGUAACCCAAUGCAAUGUUUUGUAGAUAAGUGGUGACAGGAGUGAGUGCAAAACUUACAGGAUCAAUAAAAGCAGACAAGUUCAGCAGCACGGCA
Molecule: messenger RNA, 2547 nt
Organism: Exophiala dermatitidis NIH/UT8656
Lineage: Eukaryota; Fungi; Ascomycota; Eurotiomycetes; Chaetothyriales; Herpotrichiellaceae
Product: dephospho-CoA kinase
Exons: 1
Coding region: 136-990 (284 amino acids)
Biological process (GO): coenzyme A biosynthetic process
Molecular function (GO): ATP binding; dephospho-CoA kinase activity
Source: RefSeq, a predicted model, not a curated record